AUGGCUUUCGCUCCGAAACUACUACAUAAUUAUGGGAUAUGCUUUUUCAGUGGUUGUGACUUUUUUAAAGCUAUAUAUUACUUGUCACAAAUCUUCUUAAGAGUUGAAGUGAAAAAUUUGCCUUCCGCUUUGGCAACUGUUUUAUGCAUACUUUCUGGUCACCAUUAUAGUGGCUUAUGUGUAACUUCCGAUUCGAAAGAACUAAUUAUAAUUCGUAACCCAUUUGCUUAUCGUUUUCAAAUAGAAAUUCUGCAAGUUUUAGGGCAAAAAUGGGAUUUAAAAGGUUUUUUAAUCUUAAUUAACCCAGAAUGCUCCUUUUUAUGUCAGGCGUUUCAUUUAAUUCAGAAAGGUAUUGGCAAUCAGCACCUGGAAUUAUGCAGAAAAAAAGCAAAAAUGUAUUCUAUUGUAGGCAGAAUGUCUGUUUAUAUUCCUAAUGAUUCUUUUUUGUUCGGUGCACUUAUCCUACUCGCUCACUCAAUUUCUCUCUACUUUUAUAAACUACAGCAGACAAGGUCACUGUCGUGCAGGAAAAAAUUUCAGAAUAGUCACCUGAAAAACAGGAUAUUCACUUUGGAAUUUCAUACAUUCCAUGAGAUAUUAUGGAGCGAUAAUUUAAAGGCAAAUGAAGCGAAGUCUCAGGUGUUGAAAGAGGAGAUCAAGCAGAGGUACAAAUUGGAAGGCGGCUUCUUGUUUGCAUGCAUUCACGACAAUAAUGUAUCACAUGCAACUAUUUUGUUUGUUGCAUACCCAGUCAGUCAAUCAUUAAACUACUCAUUCAAUCAGUUGCGGACAUUGAAUGAUUCAACAAUUAUAUUGUCGAUCACAAAUAUUUUACUUUAG
Messenger RNA from Echinococcus granulosus, 840 nucleotides. RefSeq lists its product as hypothetical. The coding region runs from base 1 to 840 and encodes 279 amino acids. The record is from RefSeq and is a predicted model, not a curated record. Lineage: Eukaryota; Metazoa; Platyhelminthes; Cestoda; Cyclophyllidea; Taeniidae. The transcript is spliced from 8 exons.